Molecule: messenger RNA, 4884 nt
Organism: Seminavis robusta
Lineage: Eukaryota; Bacillariophyta; Bacillariophyceae; Naviculales; Naviculaceae
Source: the annotation of a GenBank genome assembly
AAGAAGGGGAAGUCCGUCCAGCUCCCCCUCCUUCACUAUUCAUCCAUCAUCUUCUGAUCUUCUGUACUCACUGUUCAUCAAUUCUGUGCUCAGGCUCAUUGACUUGCUUGGUGUUGUCAACCAAAUCUGCACAGCAACAAACUUUCAGGUGUCACCUUUACAGCACUUGCGAGUAAUCGAUUGUGCAAUACAUAAUACCAGCUAGCUAGAGAGCCAACACAAGAUGCAACGACCGAAUGGACGAGACGACUAUGAUGUGGACGAGAUGAUUGCCGUUCUCGAGGGCGAAGCCGAUGUGGACUUGUACGACGACGACUACUACAAGUCUGGUGCCCAAAAGGAGGAGGAUGUCGAUGACUACAGUUCCAUGACGGGUCUUCCUACUUUACAGCCAGCAACAGCUACAAACGAUGAAGAAAAAUCAGAAGAAGAUCUGCGUGCCUCCCAAGCCGCCAUGAAACAGGACAUGGAAAAGAUGCAACGGCAAAUGUACCGCUUCAUGAGAGCCAGCAUGCGAGCUUCUUCGAACAGAGGCAUUAUGGGUGGUUCGAGCAGCAAACGAUCGCAGCGGCGCAUGGAAACGGCACAGGGUGAAGACGAUAGUCUCUUGCUCCGCGAAGAAGAAACCGAGUCGGGAGUCUCUGGAAUGGAUCUACUGCCCAUUGUCGAGUCGUCCACAACGCGUGACACAGAAGUUCCCGUGGAAGAAGAAGGAGACCGUCGCGCUGCCUACCGUCGUCUAUCGAGUUUCUUUCAUCGACUCCAACGUCGUGAUGGUGGAGUCGGCGAUGGAGGAGUUGGAGAAGAAGUUUCGGAAUCACGACCAUCCAUCAUGUACGGUCGCUCCAGUGCCGACAAGGCAUUCAGCAAAACAUUGCUCAACUUUUUUGGACGAAACUACGCUGACGAAGAUGACGACUUUAUGGAUCAACUUCCACAAGAUUCUUUUAGUCUUCUCAUGACAUCGCCACUCUGUUCCAUUUCCUUUGCCGCCGCAUUCAUGGUCUACGCCGUCCAAGUCUGUACCUUCUUUCUCAUGUUAUCCAAUCUACUCGAAAAGAGCAGUGAUCCCGGCAAUCCACUCGGUGUUCCCGCCAAUGUCACACCCGCCGUCCGAGUCACACAGGUCAUUCUACUCACCAUUACGGCACUCUCCCAAGAUGCCAUUCGAACCGGCAUUGCACUCUUUUUCAAGGGAUACACCAAUCCACUCGAAGCGGCAUUUUCUCCCUAUCUGAGUUGCUUCAAAUUUGUACUCGUCAAUUUACUCCGCAUUGCCGAAGGAGGCUGUGGAUUGGUUGUGACCUUUUUACUCGUCUUUGAUUCCGAAUCCGUCAUUGACUUGUUGCUCAACUUUACCGCCGUCGAAUUCAUUUCUCAAUUGGAUGAAAUCUUUUUUGGAUUGGCCGCCCAAGGAUUUUUAGGCCGGCAUAUUAAAGAACAAGCCGGAACAGUCAAGGAUACCAAAUAUGCGGCCCAUACGGUGAUGAGAGAUCCCCACAAUCCCAGUGCUGGAAAAGAACGCCGAGGCGUACGGUUGCAUCUCAUCUUGUUGGUCACGUGGUUGGCACUCAUGGCGGCAUGGGUAUUCCUCAUGGUCAAUCAGACCAAUGGAAAGUAUCAGUGUCAAUCCUUGACCAUUCAAUUUGAAGAUGAUUUUGUCAGUUCGUUGGGAGCAUUUAGUGGCAUUUAUGAUAUUGACUCCUCCAAGAGUAUCCCCUUUCAGAGUGAUCGGGUGCGAUACAUUGAUCGCAUGUCGGGAAAGGCGGUAUUUGCCUAUUGUGUCAAUCUGCAAGCGUGGACAUUUAGUUUUGCAGAAGAUGGAGACUUUCCAGAUCCUUGUACGGACUGGGUUGCACAUGCCGAUGUUUCCAAGACAUUUGAUAUUCUAGAGACUCAAUCUCACGAUUGGACCGUUCGCAACCCCGAGAAUCAGGAAAUCACCAUUGGGCAUUUCUACAUGAAGUGCGUGGACUGUGACCAAUCGGAUGAGUGGUCAGGGGAAUGCAAUGGACACGGCACGUGCUCGAAUGCUAUUUGUCAAUGUGAUGAAGGCAGGUACGGGAUGAGAUGCGAGUUCCUCGCGCCGUGCACGAGACUGGAAAUGGACGUUCGAUUUGACGGAUUUGUGGAUGAGCGAGAAUGGUCCAGAAACUAUGAAUUGUUUGUGGUUGACGGAGAAGAGAUUUAUGCAUACAGUCGCCCAGUGUACGUGAAUGAGCCCAAACCAGGACAGUUUGACGUUGUCGCCUUUACCGGAAGAAGAUGGAUGGCGACACACACGGAUGCGCUCCUCAGCGCAAAUGUGACUGCAGUGGAGGAUCCAAUGGAACGAAAGCGCCGAUUGGGCAAGUACUUUUCGGAUCACUUCCAUGCAUAUUGGUCUGACUUUGCCGCCACCUUCAUUACAGCGCCAAUGGACAUUGGCACGGAAUAUGAUUCUGCGACACCAGUGGAGCUUGAGUGGCACGUGGCAAAGGCCAAAGACUUGGCGCAUCCCCACGAGGUGCAAUUUGUCGAUCGUUCCGUUGCUCCACUGGAUGGGGUGUUCCUGUGUAGUGUUUGCCACAAUGAGACCAACCCCUGUUUGAACGAUGGGACUUGUGUCGAUGGGCAGUGUGAAUGCCUGAUUGGUUCCAGAGGAAGCGUCUGUCAAAUCCCGCCGACAGGGAAUGGGCGCUGUGACCCACAGUUUGAUAUACCCAGGUACAAUUAUGACGGUGGGGAUUGCUGCGAAUCCACUUGCACCAGCGGCGAUGUAUAUCAUUGCGGAAAGGACGAGACAGGCUUCGUUGACCUUGGCUACUUCUUUUGCAUUCAUGAAGCUGACGAGUGGCAUUUGAAUCGAGCAAGCUUUCACGAUAUUUCAGUGGAGUCCAGAUAUUCAAUGGCCUUGUCAGCAGAUGGGCACAUGAUGGUAUUGGGAAAACCAACCGCCGGUCAAGUAUCCUUGUAUGAUGCUGACGGGUCCGAGUGGGUGAGACGGGGCCGUGUACUGGAGGGUCCCCUUGGGUCACAAUUUGGCGCCCACGUGGCCAUGUCCAAGGGAUUGAACAACACCGUACGUAACUUUUUGCAUGUUGAUCCAGUGCGGAUCGCUGUAAGUGGCCGUCAUCGAACAGAAGGAUUCGUCCGUAUGUAUGAGUGCUUGACGGAGGGAUGCUCUCAAAGCGGAGAGGACAUAAUCUUUCAAGGGCUCCAAAGAGAUUCUCGUACCGUUCAGGACGUUUCCAGCGAUGGUAACAUUCUGGCCUUUGGAGGAUUCAAUGCCACGAAAAACUCAACAACAAUUCGAUUCUACCACUAUGAAGAAGCUGUAGACGCCUGGAGUCCUCAGGGAAUCACCGAACUUGAGUUUGAGGGCGACGCCUAUGCGCUUCAUCUCUCUGGUGCGUUUGACACCGUAGCAAUCCGCAGCCUUUCCAUUUGGGAAGCACAGGGCAUUGACGAGUAUCACAGGAACUUUGAAGCCACGGAUGCAAAGGCUGUAUUCCAUUAUGAUAGCCAAUCCAACAGUUGGGAACAGAUUGGGCACACUAUCUAUCACCACGUCGAUGGUGCGGGAAACUCAAACAACCCAGACGACUUUCACAUGCUGGGCACUAGACAUCGAUUGUCAGAAUUCCUUCAUGGCUCGGACUCGAUUGCCAUUAGCGCGGACGGGCUUGUGAUGGCUGCUGGCUUCCCGUUCAGCACAGAAGACCCCGGAGUUCAUGUCUACGAGUUUGACCCGGUUGUUAGGGAAUGGGUCGACCGGGGCCAUACCAUCAAGAACAAGUUGGCAGAUGGAUUCAAAGGAUGGAGUGUUGCUUUGUCUGGCGACGGCGAGGCUGUCGUUGUGGGCACAGGAGGAGACGCUACGGCAACCAACACUUAUUUUUGGGAUGGCCACGACUGGGUUGAAUAUGGUCACAGUCUCAGCGGGGGAGAGUUGAGUUCAAUGGCGCUCUCCGUGGAUGGUUCCGUGCUGGCUGUGGCGGGUGACACGAUCAAUGUCUUCCAUCGCAAUAUCGAGACACACUGCGCCCCUGACAAGAAAUGGUUUCACUUGUCCUUGACUUUGGACGCGCAUCCCGAGGACACGCGAUGGGAGCUGAUAUCCAAUACAACGGGUGAACAGUUCCUAUCGGGUGGCCCGUACAUUGGCAAUCCACAUGGCUUCCCGUACGGCGACGCUUACGAACGGUCGACGAUUGUUGUGGAAACAUGUGUCCCUCGAGACGAUUGCAUAGUCUUUUCCCUCUACGACAAACUGGAUCCCAUGACGGACUACUUUAGAACUCCCGAUGGAAUGCUUUCCCCUAGUGUUUACUUAAUGUCGGUGGAUGGUGUGGAAGUGGCCACAAGACGUCUGGACCAAGCCUGCGAUCACUAUUACAUUGGCGACUCUUGUAACGUCUGCCCCGAAGGGUUUCACGCCCUCAAAGUUCUGGUGCGGACAUGUGUCCCAUACUUCUUUACCCUCCAAGAAGCCACCGCGGGGCAAGUAUUGGUGGGCGACAACUCGGAUCAGUUUAGCAGUGAUGGUUUCGUUUCCUACAUUCGCGAUGGCACGUGUCAGAAUUUGGGCUUGGAAGUGCACUCGUACUGGGAAGAAUCCUGCGUUCAUGUGGCCGAUUUGGAGCACGAUUGCUUUGCAUUUGAUCUCGGUGCCCACCCCAAUUGGCCCGUUGUCAAUCCCAACAAUAGUGGUAAUGAAACGGAACUGGACCACGCCCACCGCAACACGGAAGUUGUGAUCAUCUUUGACGACCAACAGAUCAAUGUGGAUCUGGCUUUGGUUGGCUCAAUGGAUGCCGGUCCACCUUCCGAAAUUCACUUUACGUUUGGAGGUGCUUGUCCAGGCGACAGCACUGGUGGUCCAGCCCACAAGUAGUCGUAAUG